AGCACGGUCCACGCCGUCACGGCCACACAGAAGACCGUGGACGGUCCCUCUGGGAAGUUGUGGAGGGACGGACGUGGAGCCUCCCAGAACAUCAUCCCCGCCUCCACCGGAGCCGCCAAGGCCGUGGGCAAGGUCGUCCCCGAGCUCAACGGGAAACUCACCGGGAUGGCUUUCCGUGUCCCCACCCCCAACGUGUCUGUGGUUGACCUGACUGUUCGUCUGGAGAAACCCGCCAAGUACGACGACAUCAAGAAGGUGGUCAAGGCCGCGGCUGAGGGACCCAUGAAGGGAUUUCUCGGCUACACAGAGGACCAGGUCGUGUCCACGGACUUUAACAGCGACACUCGCUCCUCCAUCUUUGACGCCGGCGCGGGCAUCGCCCUCAACGACCACUUCGUCAAACUGGUGUCAUGGUACGACAACGAGUUCGGCUACAGCCACCGUGUGUGCGACCUGAUCCAGCACAUGUUCUCCAAGGAGUGAAGUCUCCUGACGCCUCCAUGGUUCCUUCUCAUGAUUCCCUUCCUUCACAUGUAACUGGAUGAUAAACAUCCGUCCCGGGAGCAAACUCCUCUACGACAAUCGUCUGUGGUUGAUAGAAAUAAAACUAAUGAUAAAACCUUUUUUAUAUCCUAAAGUCGCCUGUUCAGCACCGAUGAUUCUCAACUGUCUGGUUCUGAGUGAUCUUGUUGCACAUGUGGCUCCUUUAGCACGUGACAUAAUAAAAGUCCUGCACUUUUAAUGACG
Messenger RNA from Paralichthys olivaceus (Japanese flounder), 747 nucleotides. The record is from RefSeq and is a predicted model, not a curated record. NCBI's taxonomy places the organism in Eukaryota, Metazoa, Chordata, Actinopteri, Pleuronectiformes, Paralichthyidae.